Molecule: messenger RNA, 2274 nt
Organism: Talaromyces rugulosus
Lineage: Eukaryota; Fungi; Ascomycota; Eurotiomycetes; Eurotiales; Trichocomaceae
Exons: 1
Coding region: 1-2274 (757 amino acids)
Cellular component (GO): mating projection tip
Source: RefSeq, a predicted model, not a curated record
AUGAGACUCUUCGGCCGCACAAUAUUUCCCAUGCUCCCGCCUUAUGGCGCGCAUGAAGGGCCCAAUGCUGCGCCGCCGUAUGCCGAUCCAGAUAAGCCUACGCCCUAUCUCGGUAUCAAAUCCCGCCUGUCCCAGGUUUGGAUCAAUCGAUGGACUAUUCUUAUCUUGCUGGUGCUCGUUCGUGUCCUGAUGGCUAUCACGAGUCUGAAUGGAGACAUGGACAAUGCUCAAUCGCAAGCCCUCUCUGCUUGCAAUAGUGUCCAGUCUAUGGGAAGUGCAAUGGCUUCGCUGCCGCACUACAUGUCUCAUGGAGUCAACGAACUCACGGCUCAGGGUAUCACAAAGACGGUUCAUGGCCUAGUCGACGUUCUCGAACUCAUGAUUACCGGAGUGGAAGGUCUCGUCCUUUUCUACAUCGAUUUCCUCGUGCAGACUUAUCUGUGCUUGUUUACCUUGGUUGCCAGGGGCGCUGCCGAGAUGGCCUUAAGCAUUGCCAGCGACGUUACCAACUGGCUAAACAAAGAGCUGCCCAGUAUUGAGAACGGCAUUUCUGACGUGGUGUCGGACGUUGAAAGCGGACUGUCGAAACUCAACGAUUCCAUCAACGAUAUCAAGAAAGGCUGCGACAAUUUCAUCACCAAAGGUCUUUGUGAUGACCUCCCCACCAUUCCAACUAUUGAUCUGACAAGUCAAAUGGAUAAUUUGAAAAACCUCAAAAUUCCGACCUCGGUCAAUGACGACAUCAGCAAAGCAAACUCCACUAUUCCGACGUUUGACCAGGUCAAGAAUGCUACUUCCACGGCAAUCAAAUUUCCCUUUGAGAAGCUUAAGGACGAGGUCAAAAAGCACCUCGGAAACUACUCUUUCGACAGUUCUACCUUUCCCGUCCCCGAAAAGCAAGCCCUGUCUUUCUGUGGCAAGGACGACGGGAUUGACAAGUUCUUCGACGGUCUAGCAGACACACUCGUGGAAGCACGAAAGAUUUUCAUAGCCGUUCUUGCAAUCAUUGCCGUUCUUGCCUGUGUCCCCAUGGCCUUUGUGGAAAUCUACCGUUGGAGAACGACAAAGCAACGGGCCGAGAUGGUCGGCACCGCGCAUGACUCGCUCGAUGUCGUCUACCUCAUCUCUCGCCCGCAUACCUCGUCCUUGGGAAUGAAGGCUGCGACUUUCUUCAACAACAGCCGCCACCAAGUCUUAGUGCGCUGGGUAUUCGCUUAUGCGUUUUCAGUCCCAGCUCUUGUGUUGCUAAGUUUGGGUCUUGCCGGCCUCUUCUCGUGUCUCUGCCAAUACAUUCUUCUCAAGUCUGUCGAAAAGGAGGUCCCAGAGCUGACUGCCCAAGUCAGUCAGUUUGCAGACAAGGUUGUCACUUCCUUGGAGAAUUCUUCCGUGCACUGGGCACAAAAGGCAAACUCAGUCCUCAACUCCACUCAAAGUGACAUUAACCAUAAUGUUUUUGGCUGGGUCAAUGUGAGUACGUCGGCGUUGAACAACACCCUGAAUGUUUUCCUCAAGGAUUCCAACGAUGUUAUCAACAAGACGUUCGGAAACACCCCACUCUACGGUGCCGUCAAGGGCAUCUUUGACUGUGUUGUCGAGAUGAAGGUGGAAAGUGUUGAGAAGGCUCUCACUUGGGCUAGCAACAAUGCUUACAUUACCAUUCCUACGUUGCCUAACAAUACCUUCUCGGUUGGGGCAUCAGCCAGCAUGGACAGUGGCGACAGCUUCCUGUCCGACCCUGGCUCGACGACCUCUAAUCAGAUCACCGAGGUGGUUACUAAGGUGACCAACAAACUGCAAAAAUCGAUAGAAACCGAAGCCAAAAUUUCUUCUGCGCUCGUUCUCCUCUGGGUCCUAAUUGUCUUGAUGGGCGCCAUGCGCGCCUUCUUCCUCUGCUGCACGCGCCAGCGCGUCCGUGGCGACGGCGGCGGCCAAAGACCAGUCGGCCAAGGAGGCUUUGAACCCGUCGAACCACCCAUGGUGAUGACCGGUGGCGGUGUUGUUGAUUCCAGAGGCACUACCGCUGCUGCUGCUGCUGCUACUAUUCCUGCCAGUCGCGAAGUUGAGCACAACCACUCCGCAUCGAGCCGUGCUGUGCCGACUGAGCGAGAUCGCAACGACCCUUUCCAGCAGGCCGAGUAUGAGUAUCAGGAUCAGAAAAUGGGCUUUGCCGGCGAGCGCGAUUACUCGGCCGCCGUGCACCCUACCGACUCGGGAAAUAUGAAUACUCGGCAAAGCUGGUAUGUCGAGUAUGGUAGGGACGAGAAACGUCGAUGA